UCUUCCUGGAUGCUGCGGUGAAGAGCGAAAGCUCUUUCAUACAUUACAUUUCAAGCUUAUCGAAAAUAGCUUGUACGAUAUUUCAUCGGAUGACCUAACUGUUUAAGCUGCCUCUGCUACGGUGAAUCUGUCUUUUUGGUUAGCAUUAAUCAAGUGAGAAGUUAACAAGCUUUGAUGCUGUCUUGUGACAAAUACACGUAAUGUUUCUACCGGCCGGAUAAAUCUUCGCCGCGCAAAAUCCAAACCGAAAAACGUGUGCUUUAACAACCUGUGUUAUCAAGCUGUCCAUCCAUAGCCGGAAAGCGUGGUUAGGCAUAACCGGUUCUAUUUGUGACCCCAGUCUUGUGCGUGACAGAAAGGCAAGCGUUAAGAUGGGAGCACUCCAUCUAUCUGCGCGUAGACGUUGCGUUAUGGAAUUGUGCUAGCGAUUGUAACUAAUACAAGGUGUCUGCCUAAACGAGGAAGUUCGCUAUGCGCUGUGGAUACGCUCAGUGUUGAUCUCAUUUGUGCCUUAAUGCAAGAUGUGUUGAACUUUAAAACCGACGUGGUUUGUAGCGCGGUCUAGUGGCUAUUGUUACUCAAAAGCUGGGUGUGCGCAUGUGUGUGUUACAGCCGAAUAGGGAGUCGGAUCAUCAGUAGGACUAAUUAUUAACAAAUAAGGUCGGGUUGCUGGGUCAAGGGCGGCUGAUGCGCCCAGAUCGUGUGGAGUGGCUGCGAUGUGCGACCUGGCGACGUUCGGCAGCACUCUAAGUGUUGUUGUACCCCCGUGUGGUGCGACGGUUUCCGCCGACGACCAGAUCGUGCCUGACGCCGCUGCCAUUCUUUCUGCUACGGGUACGACCCCGCUAUUCAACCAACACCAACAUUCACCUCACAACAUGCUUCAUGGAGCCGCUCUCACCGGACAGAGUCUUUCGGAGCGGUGGGUUUAUAUACAUUCACAUUCUGGUCAUACAACGCCGCCACAACCUUCUCCUUUAAGGGGGCCAUGGACCCCAUCUGCUCAUCAUCCAGCCAGCGACGCUAAUUCAGUCAACCACAACUCGCUGAAAUUGACGGACAGCAGCGGCAACAUGCUAAAUCAUGCAACGUAUCCUGUUGGACCUGUCUAUCAAGCACAAGGGGGUCAGUCUCCCUUUUGGCCGUCGAGUUCCCCGGCAGCACAGAGUCUUUCGCUUUCGCCGCCGAGCUCGAUGUUGCCGACUCUAGAACCACCUUGUCCUUCACCAGAUUACAAUAAACUGCGGGGUUACGGACCGACCGUACCACAGGACAAAUCCUCGGCACGCUUAGGGUCUUACCCAAGCGGGGACGGGUCAAAACCCGCUCGGGUAUCUUAUCCGUCAAGCACAGUGCCUGAAAGCAACAAGCGGUACGCCCCACAAAUCGAUGACUUCUUUCUUCAGCACGAGCCAAGUUACUACAUUCCGGCCCAGUUACAUCAUCAGCAGCAACAACAUGCUUCAGUCGAGCAGGCCGAGCAGGCAUCGUUCCCGCACGCUCACGUACCAAACAAUACGUUCUGGAGUGCUACUGAACAGUCCACUCUAGUACCAAAGUUGGAAACUGAAUCCUCGUAUCCGAUUAGCUGUUGGCCUCCUGUGAGCUGUCCUGCUUCGUUGUCGCCACCCGCUGUUCCACCUCAGAUUAGUCCCUCGGCGCGCGUGCCCACAACGGCUCUGCCACAAACCACCAUCACGCCACGGACGUAUAAUCGACGUAACAACCCAGAUCUCGAGAAAAGACGAAUCCAUCAUUGCGAUUUCCCCGGAUGCGACAAAGUGUACACGAAAAGUUCGCACCUCAAAGCCCAUCAACGAAUACAUACUGGAGAAAAGCCUUAUCGAUGUCAUUGGAACGAUUGCCAGUGGCGAUUUGCCCGGUCGGAUGAGCUGACCCGUCAUUACCGGAAGCAUACAGGCGCAAAGCCGUUCCGAUGUCAGGUGUGCGGAAGAUCAUUUGCGCGCUCCGAUCAUCUUGCACUUCACAUGAAGCGACAUCAGCCGAAAAGUCCCCGAGGAGCGCCUGGAGUCCUGAAUUCACAUAGCACGAAUUUGGGGGUCACAUCCUUAUAGUCUCCAUACUAGACCUACUUCUUACGCAUUUACAUAUGACUAUAGUGCCGCAUCACGAGACGCAAACGCGGCGGGUAGUUUGUGUCACAAGAUGUGCUCUAUAGCAACGACCGCAGUCGAGCCCAGCGUCGUUUGGCCUAGCGUUACUACCCAGGUGUCUAAGAAAAGUGUACACUACCAAAUACAAGCCUUUGGGAUCACAAACCAAAUGGGUCGCUCAAUCGACCAACUUGGCACCAGGGCAAACCUGGCUAUUAACGAUAGAAAUUCUAUUAGCCCAUUGUGCAAUUCGUCCUUGCCGGGUUCUGGACGGGCGUCCAGCCAGUAACGAGCUCCGAAGGUGGUCUGGCUACUCGGCAGUGAUGAUUACUUAAUACAGUAUUUUCUAGCAUUGUGUAUAUGUAUCGGGUGUACAGGGAAAUUAGUUUUUAAAUGCUGUGACUGCAAUUCUCCUAGAAAUCGGCACUAUUUCUAGUAAUCUAACACAGUUUUUUUCACUGAUUGGAGUUUCAAGCCUAAACAGUCACCAACUUUGCUCAGAUUCGUACGAGAACGAUAGUGAAUAGAUCGAAAUCUUUCUGUUGGAACCCUAAAUGUUACUUUUUAAGAUAGGCUAAAUUUCUGCCUGUACAUCUAAUAUAAAUGUAUUUAAUGUAUAAAAAAAUAUAUCAAAAUGGAAAAAGUACGGCCAAGAAGGUCAGAGAACGAAAACCUGUGUUUGAAUUAUGUUUCAAUUAAGCUGAAUGGCCCAAUUUCAGUGGACUUAUUAAAAUGGUCAAGCCGUUUGGCGGUUGAUAACCGCUAACUGCCUGUUAUAAAUACAAUUUUAGAAUGGCGACCUCCUAUUGUGAUAUUGCUUUUGGCAGGGCCAGAGAUUCGUUCUUUAUAGGUUGUGUUAUUCUCGCUCAGCUUGAAAAACGGACUAAGUUUAAGCAACGUUUUAUUGACAAGCAAAAAAACUAGAUCAUCAUAGAUAAAUCAAUCGUUAGCAGACGAUAUCCGACUUCCAUGGGAAGCAUUGCAUCACCAAUUUGAAUCUUAUUUCAUCGACAACGUUUGCCCAAAACGUUAAGUGGUCUCGAUUCCAUCUAAUGGUUUCACCCAUGUGGCAGCCAUCUCGGGUCCUUUACGAGUAUAUGAUAUUUAUAUUCGGCUGUACUGAAACAAUUGAUCUUUACCAGUUCCGUAGAUAGACACGCAUUAGCAGCUUAAAACAAUGGUAAAGAGCCCGACAUUCAA
Messenger RNA from Varroa destructor (honeybee mite), 3314 nucleotides. RefSeq lists its product as uncharacterized. The record is from RefSeq and is a predicted model, not a curated record. NCBI's taxonomy places the organism in Eukaryota, Metazoa, Arthropoda, Arachnida, Mesostigmata, Varroidae. Gene Ontology annotation, molecular function: DNA-binding transcription factor activity, RNA polymerase II-specific; RNA polymerase II cis-regulatory region sequence-specific DNA binding. Gene Ontology annotation, biological process: regulation of transcription by RNA polymerase II.